CUGAAUAAUUUCCUGAGAAUUGUACUGCUGGAGCUAGGAAGAAAAGUUUACUAAACAUACAUGCAACUUGCAAAUCUCCAGUUUCUAUUCUUCCUUCCUCUCUGUCCCUUCCCCUCCCCCACUUUUACCAGAGAAGUCAGACUCCGGGAGUGCUUUAACAGCUUGAAGCCUAAUCUGAAAGAGGAAGAAGAAUCUCUAUAUGUUGGCUAGCGAAUGUGCCCUGCCCUUCCCCUCUUAAAAAUAGCAGCACCUCAUCUUUGAAAAGAAGCUUGCCUAAAGAGCAGGCACUCUGUGAAUAGACUGUGCUUUUAUGACCUUACAAAGUAUCCAGAUUCUAUGCAGCCCACCAACAAGGAUUAGCUCUGCAAGGACUUGUAGACAAUUUACUGAAGACUUGGAGCAGGCUUCUGAGAACAAACGCAAAAGGACAGUAAACUGUGGACCUUGAAGUUAGCAGCUUGGGCUUCCUCUGAUAUUACACCACAAAAAGCACUGAACACUGUUAAGAAGGAACAUUUGUGAAGGUACUACAGUGCCAGAAAGAGGCAAAAAGCAGACAUUCCUAGAGAAACAUGGAUGGAACUGGAAACCUGACAGUAUCUUCUGCCACAUGCCAUGACACUAUUGAUGAAUUCCGCAAUCAAGUGUAUUCCACCUUGUACUCUAUGAUCUCUGUUGUAGGUUUCUUUGGCAAUGGCUUUGUGCUCUAUGUCCUCAUAAAAACCUAUCAUGAGAAGUCAGCCUUCCAAAUAUACAUGAUUAAUUUAGCAAUAGCAGAUCUACUCUGUGUGUGCACGCUGCCUCUCCGUGUGGUCUAUUAUGUUCACAAAGGCAUUUGGUUCUUCGGUGACUUUUUGUGUCGACUCAGCACCUAUGCUUUGUAUGUCAACCUCUAUUGUAGCAUCUUUUUUAUGACAGCCAUGAGCUUUUUCCGGUGCAUUGCAAUUGUUUUCCCAGUUCAGAACAUUAAUUUGGUUACACAGAAAAAAGCCAGGUUUGUGUGUGUUGGUAUUUGGAUUUUUGUAAUUUUGGCCAGUUCUCCAUUUUUAAUAACCAAGUCAUACAAAGAUGAGAAAAAUAAUACCAAGUGCUUUGAGCCCCCACAAGACAAUCAAACUAAAAAUCAUGUUUUGAUCUUGCAUUAUGUGUCAUUGUUUCUUGGCUUUAUCAUCCCUUUUGUUAUUAUAAUUGUCUGUUACACAAUGAUCAUUUUGACCUUACUAAAAAAAUCAAUGAAGAAAAAUCCGUCAAGUCAUAAAAAGGCUAUAAGAAUGAUCAUGGUCGUGACAGCUGCCUUUUUAGUCAGUUUCAUGCCAUAUCAUAUUCAACGUACCAUUCACCUUCAUUUUUUACACAAUGAAACUAAACCCUGUGAUUCUGUCCUUAGAAUGCAGAAGUCAGUUGUCAUAACCUUGUCUCUGGCUGCAUCAAAUUGUUGCUUUGACCCGCUCCUAUAUUUCUUUUCUGGGGGUAACUUUAGGAGAAGACUGUCUACAUUUAGAAAGCAUUCCUUGUCCAGCAUGACUUAUGUGCCCAGGAAGAAAGCCUCUUUGCCAGAAAAAGGAGAAGAAAUAUGUAAGGUAUAGUUUAAACCUAUUUCCAGUCCAAACCAAUGAGAACAGUUUCCCAAAUGAGUAUUUUCUCAAAUCAUUUAAAUAAAAUACAAUUUUUUAUUAAUAUUUACAAAUACUUAACUAUAUGUGCCCACUAAUCUAUCUCAUUUAUGCAUUCACAUUAUUAGAUAUUUGUAGAUAUUUUAAAUGCUAAAAAUUCAGACCACAACUAUGAACUAAAUUAUAAAUAAUUUUGACCAUUCACCAAAAUUUGAAGAGUAUUUGUAUCUUUGCACUAUAAAAUAUUUCUCAUAUUAAGGUUUUCCUUUUCAAAUAAAAGCUUUACAAAGGAUAAAAUAUAUAAAAUUCGUCCGUGUAAAUUAUAUGUAAGCUAACAGUUAUCAAAUAUUUAAAAAGAUAUAAAAUUGGCAAUAGUUCUCAAUCAUUCUAACAUAUUCCUUUGCAUGCAUGCCAUCAGAUGAGAACUGAAGAUCAAAAUAAACUACAAAGGAUUUAUGAAGAAAAUUUUGAACAUUCAUGUUACAAAUUCUUUUAAGAAGUACAAACAUUUAUGUAUAUGUUUACAACUAUAUGUAAGAGAUUUUACUCUGUGAUAUGUAUUAUGGUUGAAAGUUCACUGUAAGUUUUAUUAUUUCAUUACUUUUUGUUGGUAUGUUGAGAAGAAUAUCAUUGAUAUGUUUACAGUGAGUUUUAUAUUACAGUGGACCCUUUGAUCUCAAAACGGACACAAUAACUCAUCUAGGCUGAAAUAUAAUAUUCAUGGACAAGCUUUCGCUGAAGUGUAGUGUGUUCUUUAACUUUGUGUUUUAAAAGGUACAUUAUCUCAGAGGAAAUAAAUGAUAACUAUGAAGAAAAAGGAAAGCUUUGGGAAAAAUUUCUAUCAGAAUCUGCCAUUUGCACAUUAUUUCUAUUUCAUUUCUAAUGUUGUAGUCCCUUGGGGAAAAAAUUACAAAACAUAAAGACAAAGAACCUCUAAGGCAUAGUAAUAGCUUGUGCUCAUUUAUUUUUAAUUUACCUGUGACCUGACCAUACCUAUCCUCUUAUCCUAUACUAUUUUUCCCUUGCUGGAGACAAAGAUCAAAUAUAACAUUUAUCACAAAAUUCAAUCCUUAUUUCUCAUUUACUAAUCCUUCUGCUAUUCAGCUAGCAGCACAAUAUGGUAGAAGAGCACUAGAUUGGAAUCCAGAAGACCUGGAUGCUAACCUGGUCUCUAUUGCUUACUAGUUAUGUAACUUUUUUUUUUUUUGAGAUAUGAUGAUUUUAAUUUACAAUCUGGAAAAACUUAAUUCAAAAAGGAGUCAAAAGAUCUGAGUUCUAGUUCCAACUUGCAUGGUACAAUCUUGAGUAAGUCUCUCAACUUCUGGGCAUCAGAAGCUCCGCCCACAGAAUGAAAGGUGUUAAAUCAGGUCAUCUUGAAUAUUCUUUCCAGCUCUGUUAUUUUAUAAUGACAUGAAAUCAGAGUAACAUGUUCCAGGCUGUUUGGGGUUAGGGAUUUUAGAACCUGUAUUCAAUGUAUAGCACUUUUUAAAUUUCUACUUUUUGAAGUCUUAUUUCAAUAUAUAUAUAUUCUUCUCUGCAUGUUCUUCUGUAGUAUAGUAUAGCAUAGUUCUUCAUGUAGUAUAUGUUUCUAUUUAACAGCCUUUUCAUAAUUAGCAAUAAAAAAGUUUCUCAAGGAUGUAUUUUUCAUUUCUUUUUUUUUGAGAGGGAGUUCACUCUUGUUGCCCAGGAUGGAGUGCAAUGGCACGAUCUCAGCUCACUGCAAUCUCUGCCUCCUGGGUUCAAGCGAUUCUCCUGCCUCAGUCUCCCAAGUAGCUAGGAUUACAGGCAUGCACCAUCACACACAGCCAAUUUUGUACUUUUAGUAGAGACAGGGUUUCACCAUGUUGGUCAGGCUGAUCUUAAACUCCUGACCUCAGGUGAUCUGGCCGCUCGUGGGAUUGCAGGCAUGAGCCACCACACCUGGCCUCAUUUCUUGCUCAUGUUUUUUUGGCUUCCUUUUUUAAUUUCUCCAAGAUCUCUUCUGGAGUUGUAGAGGCCAAAAGCUUCACCACCUUUUCACGAGAUUUACCACUCUUAUCCAAAACCACAUCACUCUUCCUGAGUUCUAGGACCUUGGAAAGAUACCGACAGAGCUCAGCGUUAGCCUCUCCCUCUGAUGGGGGUGCUGCAAUAGCUACAUUGAUGGCUUCUACUGUCAAAUCUGUUACAGCAUUUUGUCUAGAGCCAGGUUUGGCAUGGAUGGCUAUGGUGACACAACCUAUAGGAUCAACUGCCACAGGCCCUGAGGGAGGAAGAGAUCUCUCUGGCUCUUUGCUCUGGCUUUUACCCUUGGUCGUCGCACCAGCCUUCUUGGGCAUCUCGGCGGCAAGAGGAAGCCGAGCGGAACCCCAAGUACUGGGUUCUUCCCCGACCUGCCCCAGCGCUCUGUAGAGCCGCAGCAUCCCUCCCUGACUGGGGAGGCGCCGGAAGAACCAGUUAUGUAACUUUAAGCAAAUGACAUAAACGCUAAUCCUCAGCUUCCUCAUUUGUAAAAUGGUAAUAAUACUUGCCCUGCAUUUUUAUAGGGCAUUUGUGAAACUCAAAUUAGAUCCGGCAUGUUAAAGUUUUUAAAAAUAUAUAACAAGGGCAGAACGCUUCAGACGCUGAGAGGCAGGAAGCACUAGGGAUCGUCUGCAGGAUUAGGACUGCUACAGAGGCCGCCACGAAGCCCGCCGGAGCCACAGUUCCUGCUGCUGCUGCCGCUGCUGCCCAAAUCAGAACCGUCGGACCGCAACCGCCAGCAAUGCCGUGAAGGAAGAGGAAUGCAGGCAGUAGUUCAAAUGGAACCAAAGAUUCCGAUUUUUCUACAGAUGUCAAGCACACAGGCAGUUGAGAAAGUGAUGGCACAUCCCGACAAUGUGCUCGAGUUACUCGCUCCUCAGCCAGGCUAAGCCAGAGUUCUCAAGAUUCCAGCCCUCUUCGAAAUUUGCAGUCUUUUGGCACCGAAAAGCCUGCUUAUUAUACAAGAAGAGUGACCCGUAGUCAGCAGCAGCCUGCCCCAGUGAAACCGAAAAAAUACCCUCUUCAGCAGACUCGUUCAUCUGACUCAGAAACUGAGCAAGUGGUUGGUUUUUCAGACAGAAACGAAAAAUACAGCUGAUCAUGAUGAGUCAUCACCUCGAACUGGAAAGGCACCUUCUUCUGAGUCUGACAUAGACAUCUCUAGCCCCAGUGUGUCUCAUGAUGAGAGCAUUGCCAAGGACACGUCUCUGAAGGACUCAGGCAUUGAUCUCUCUGGUCGCCCCAAGCGCCGUCGCUUUCACGAAAGCUACAACUUCAAUAUGAAGUGUCCGACACCAGGCUAUAACUCUAGUACACCUUACAGGAAAACAUGAGAGACAUUUCUCCAUCUUAUGAUGCCCACUCUAUGAUAACCUCUCAGCUGAGUAAUGCAAGAUGUGAGCACAGAGCCGGAAUAAGCAGAUAGAAGAAAGGAUGCUGUCUCACAGGCAAGAUGACAACAGGCCUGCAACCAGGCACCAGGCAUCAACGGAGAGGCAGCUUUGAUAUAAGGAAAAAGUGGCUGAACUCAGGAGGAAAAGAAAUUCUGGAAUGAGCAAAGAACAGAAAGACAAGCAGAUGGAACACAGACAGACCUAUGGGAACACACCAGAACCUCUCAUAGAAAACCUGACAAGCGAGUAUCACUUGGAUCUUUUCCAAAGAGCACAAGCCCGGGCUUCAGAGGAUUUGGAGAAGUUAAGGCUGCAAGGCCAAAUCACAGAGGGAAGCAACAUGACUAAAACAAUUGCUUUUGGCCGCUAUGAACUUGAUACCUGGUACCAUUCUCCAUAUCCUGAAGAAUAUGCAUGGCUGGGACAUCUCUCUAUGUGUGAAUUCUGUUUAAAAUAUAUGAAAAGCCAAAUGAUACUCCACCAGCACAUGGCCAAGUGUGUGUGGAAACACCCACCUGGUGAUGAGAUAUAUCGCAAAGGUUCAAUCUCCAUGUUUGAAGUGGAUGGCAAGAAAAACAAGAUCUACUGCCAAAACCCAUGCCUGUUGGCCAAACUUUUUCUGGACCACAAGACAUUAUAUUACGAUGUGGAACCCUUCCUGUUCUAUGUUAUGACAGAGGCGGACAACACUGGCUGUCACCUGAUUGGGUAUUUUUCCAAGGAAAAGAAUUCAUUCCUCAACUACAACAUAUCCUGUAUCCUUACCAUGCCUCAGUACAUGAGACAGGGCUAUGGCAAGAUGUUCAUUGAUUUCAGUUAUUUGCUUUCCAACGUCUAAGAAAAAGUUGGCUCCCCAGAAUGUCCACUCUCAGAUCUGGGGCUUACAAGCCAUCACAGUUACUGGAAAGAAGUACUUCACCGCUAUCUGCAUAAUUUCCAAUGCAAAGAGAUUUCUGUUGAAGAAAUCAGUCAGGAGACGGCUGUGAAUCCCAUGGACAUUGUCAGUACUCUGCAAGCCCUUCAGAUGCUCAAGUACUGGAAGGGAAAACACCUAGUUUUAAAGAGACAGGACCUGAUUGAUGAGUGGAUAGCCAAAGAGGCCAAAAGGUCCAACUCCAGUAAAACCAUGGAUCCCAGCUGCUUAAAAUGGACCCGUCCCAAGGGCACUUAAAGUGACCUGUCAUUCUGAGCCAGCAAACCCCAGCAGUAAGAAUCCGUACCCUAGAGAUCUCUCUGUCAUUUCUGUUGCUCUUAUGAUUGGCAAGUACCGUUUAGGAAGGCCAUGCCCCUCAGGACUGUCCUGGCUCUGACCUCCAUGUACACUGCAGACGCUGGUUCUGAGGAACUGUUGUUUCAGCCUCAGUGAGGUUGCCUGGAUGGGAUCUGUAUUAGACUUGAGUGCAGAUCUCUCAGCACUGACCCAAGGAGUUCUGUUAUGGUACUGUAUGUGUCCAGCCACUGGUUCUCUCCUCGGGUCCUCUCGCCCCAUGAGGUGGUGUUGUGUUUUCUAAGCAUGGUACUAGUGCUUGCCACCUGGUCACCAGCCCUCCAAAUAUGGCUGCCACCACCAGGACCUUUCCAGUUACUCCUAAUACAUGUGUUCUACGGAGGGGUAGGGAAGAGGUGGCACUUGUGAGUGUGUGUGGAUUAGGAGGGGGUCCAUUCACUUUAGGCUAUAUCUUGCUUUAAAUUUCUUUCCUUCAUUUUGAUUGAGAGACCUAUUUUUGAUCAGUAUUGGGCUAACCAGACCCAAAUACUUUUGAAGAGCUUCCCAGGGACUAGUCAUGGUAAUAGCAUAUAAUUUAUCUGAAUGAGAUGGAGAGAAAAAUGAAGUGGUGGUUCUGUGUUUGAGUUCACCUGUGGGCAGUGUGCAGUGUCUUGGCGGAAGGGAAUGGAUACUUCUUUUUGCCUCACCAGAAAGUACCCACCAGUAAAUGUUUCCUUAUCUCUUUACUCGCAGUCCCUUUGUACGUUAGCAGGUGCCAAAGUCAUAUCCAGUUCUCCCUUUCCUGCUACAUGCUAGGUGGUUAAUUAUACUGCAGAAACUUUUUCACCUAUACCAGUCCCGACAUACAUCUGUAUUUCCAUAUAAAUUGCACUGAUUUUGUCUGAAUGCCCUGGGAGAACUUGAAAAUGAUUGAAAGUGCCUUCUGUAUUUCAGCCCAUGACUCAGCAAGGCAGAAUGGCCACCCCUGCCAAGGUUUGCUUCUCUUUUCAAUGGUGCCUCACCCUCCUGCUAGGAUUAAAGUGCUUCUGCCCUUCCAUAAACUCCUUCUCCAUUUCCUUUUUUGGAUUCAUACCAUCCUUCUAUUCUCUGAUCUUCUAUUUUUGGUGUUGUUCAAGUGAAGGAAGAGAUGUUUCCUCUAAUUUCUCUCUAGCCCAUUACAACCUGCUAUCUUGGGGCAACUUUUGAUGUAUGACAUGUCACCCUUCCCAAUUUGGUCUCCUACAACAUGCUGUCUUCAUGUGGAGCCCUCACCACAAUCCCUGACUCUGGUCAUUUGUGCCUUUCUCUUGUCAUCUCUGUAUACUACUUAUAUUCACUAUGGGUUGUGGGAGCUAAUUUUAAGCAUGUUCAGUGGCAGCUCCCCUCCAGUUUCAGUGUCACUGUUAAAAUUUAUCCAAAAGCAACUUCACUGGGAGUUUUCUUAAGGGGUAAAGGCCUUUUACAGAAGCUAAAGCCUUCAUCACAUGUGGUAGAAUGUGCUCUUCUAUAUCUACUCCUCAAUAAAGCAUGUUCUCUGCUCAAAA
Molecule: messenger RNA, 7759 nt
Organism: Callithrix jacchus (white-tufted-ear marmoset)
Lineage: Eukaryota; Metazoa; Chordata; Mammalia; Primates; Cebidae
Gene: CYSLTR1
Product: cysteinyl leukotriene receptor 1
Biological process (GO): G protein-coupled receptor signaling pathway
Cellular component (GO): plasma membrane
Molecular function (GO): leukotriene receptor activity
Source: RefSeq, a predicted model, not a curated record